AUGAGCCAAGGGGUCUUCUUGGGCCACUGGAGCGGCUUCGGGCACCGGAUAUAUUCGCCGUGGAUCACCUCUAACUCGGGGCAGAAGAUUUCUGGUGGACAUACGAUGCCUCCCAGCAACAUUUUCAGACCACGAUUCCCGCAGACCGUCAUGCUCAGCCCACUGGCCACCCUAUUGCUGCCGAGAUUCAAGGCGUUGAGCCCAAUGGCGAUCACGUCUAUUGCCUCGCAUACUGGUAUCUCCAGCGAGGCGGUUUACGUCUACGAAAUCACAGAAUCGGCCUCACAUCGCGAGAAAGACACCAAACACGACUGGGACGAGAGACACGUCGGCCUACCGUGA
Anthostomella pinea is the source of this 342-nucleotide messenger RNA. NCBI's taxonomy places the organism in Eukaryota, Fungi, Ascomycota, Sordariomycetes, Xylariales, Xylariaceae. The record is from the annotation of a GenBank genome assembly.